Molecule: messenger RNA, 1520 nt
Organism: Neolamprologus brichardi
Lineage: Eukaryota; Metazoa; Chordata; Actinopteri; Cichliformes; Cichlidae
Gene: hmox2b
Product: heme oxygenase 2b
Biological process (GO): heme catabolic process; heme oxidation; response to oxidative stress
Molecular function (GO): heme binding; heme oxygenase (decyclizing) activity
Source: RefSeq, a predicted model, not a curated record
GCGGAGUUAAACGUAGUUUCGCUCUGGACCUCCGCCGGGUAAUUUUGUAGCUGUAGGCAGCUUAUUACGGUGCAGAGAAGUAAAUCAGGUCAGAGGCUUAAAGCCGCUGGAUUUAAGUGGCAAAAGGCUUUAUUUCUUUGACCUCCAUCACCAUUACCUCAGGGACGACAACCACUGUGAAGAGGUUAUUAGCUUCACUUGUUUCCUGAUUAACCUCUGUGUCAUCUUGGGGUUAAGUAGGUGUCAGGAAACAUCAUAUCUCUAAGUCACUGGAGAAGAUGGAGACAGCAGGGAAUGUGUCCAAUGGUGCAGGGCCUGUGAAUGAGCAGAAAGAAAAGACCCUCAGGCCAGAGGAUCUGUCUGAGAUGCUGGCAGCAGGGACCAAGCAGAUUCACGAAAAGGCUGAGAACACUCAGUUUGUGAAAGAUUUCCUCAGGGGUCGCAUCCGCAAAGAGCUCUUCAAGCUUGGUGCGGUGGCGCUUUACUACACUUACACGGCCCUGGAGGAGGAGAUUGAAAGAAACAAGGAUCACCCCCAUUUUGCUCCUCUUUAUUUUCCCGCUGAGCUGCAUCGCCACGAAGCUCUGGCCCGUGACCUCGAAUACUUUUACGGUCCAGAAUGGAAGAGCCACGCAAGCUGCUCAAAGGCCACCCAACAAUAUGUGGACCGCAUCCAUCAAGUAGGGCAGGAGGACCCAGUGUUGCUGGUUGCACAUGCCUACACUCGCUACAUGGGGGACCUAUCUGGUGGGCAGGUGCUGAAGAAGGUGGCACAGAGAGCCUUGAAGCUGCCGCCCACAGGAGAGGGCUUAGAGUUCUACCAGUUCGAUGCCAUCCAUAGCGCCAAAGCAUUCAAGCAGCUGUAUCGAAGUCGGAUGAAUGAGCUGGAAGUGGACAUGGAAACAAAGAAGAGACUGGUGGAUGAGGCUGUGAAGGCUUUUCUGUUCAACAUUGAGGUGUUUGAGGAGUUAGAAGAGAUCGGCAAAACCAUCCAGGAGGAUGUUUUAGAUGCUGGCAUGCCCGUUCAUGGAGCAAUGGGUGGAGACAUCAGCAAAUGUCCCUAUUACAAUGCCAAAAUGGCGGCAUCAGGUGGAACAGCAUACGUCCGUCAGCUGGCCAUGGCUGCUCUCAGACACCCGACAGGACAGGUCCUCUUUGCUACUUGGUUUGCUGCCUUGGCUGGACUGGUUGCGUGGUAUCUGAUGUGAUCUGUCGCUCCGUCUGCCACUCUGCUGCUGUGUGAAAAGAGGACUGUAAUAGGAAGGACAGUAAAGGACACUGAGAUCUUUCCACGAGAUGUGGACCGUGUCAUAGCUUGUGGUCCAAGUUUAUUUAUUGUUACAUAUUGCAUAAUAAUGUAAGCUUAUAAAAAUAUGGAACAGUUAAAUUCAAGCAAAAUGAUCUAUAGCAGCGGUCUCCAACCUUUUUUGCGCCACGGACCGGUUUAUGCCCGACAAUAUUUUUCACGGACCGGCCUUUAAUGUGUCGCGGAUAAAUACAACAAAAUAAAACUAGUACCA